CCCUAGCCAUCUUGUUUGGGGGCGUCACGUGACGUGUCCAUUCCUUUCGGCGUCCCCCUGCACAGGGAGAGAAGGAGCAACAGAGAGGUGUAGCAGGGAGAGGGGCGAAAAAUACACCCGUGAUAAAAAUCCACUCACCCUGUAACACCGUAACGAGGUCCUGAGCAAUAUGGGGAUUAAAUUUUUAGAGGUCAUAAAACCCUUCUGUGCUGUGCUACCUGAAAUACAGAAGCCAGAAAGAAAGAUACAAUUCAGGGAGAAGGUACUAUGGACGGCUAUUACACUCUUCAUUUUCUUAGUGUGCUGUCAGAUUCCAUUAUUUGGAAUCAUGUCAUCAGACUCGGCAGAUCCUUUCUAUUGGAUGAGAGUCAUUCUGGCAUCCAAUAGAGGCACAUUGAUGGAACUUGGUAUCUCUCCAAUUGUGACAUCUGGACUUAUAAUGCAGCUCCUGGCUGGUGCUAAAAUCAUUGAGGUUGGAGAUACACCGAAGGAUAGAGCCCUCUUCAAUGGGGCACAGAAAUUGUUCGGGAUGAUUAUAACCAUUGGCCAGGCCAUUGUGUACGUGAUGACUGGAAUGUAUGGAGACCCGGCAGAAAUGGGGGCUGGCAUCUGUCUCUUAAUCAUUAUUCAGCUUUUUGUUGCUGGCUUGAUUGUGCUGCUGCUGGACGAGCUGCUGCAGAAGGGCUAUGGCCUGGGAUCUGGCAUUUCCCUGUUUAUCGCAACAAACAUAUGUGAGACAAUUGUGUGGAAGGCCUUCAGCCCAACUACCAUAAACACUGGCAGAGGGACCGAGUUUGAAGGUGCGGUGAUUGCCCUCUUUCAUCUGCUUGCAACUCGGUCCGACAAAGUCCGCGCUCUCAGAGAAGCCUUUUACCGCCAGAACCUCCCUAACCUCAUGAACCUGAUUGCAACGAUCUUCGUUUUUGCUGUAGUCAUAUAUUUCCAGGGAUUCCGCGUAGAUCUGCCAAUCAAGUCUGCCCGUUACCGUGGACAAUACAGCAGCUAUCCCAUAAAGCUCUUCUACACCUCCAACAUCCCAAUCAUCCUUCAGUCUGCUCUGGUUUCCAACCUUUAUGUCAUCUCUCAAAUGCUGUCUGUUCGUUUCAGCGGGAACUUCCUGGUCAAUCUGCUGGGACAGUGGGCGGAUGUGGGGGGCGGAGGGCCUGCUCGCUCCUACCCUGUCGGCGGUCUCUGCUACUACCUCUCCCCCCCCGAGUCCAUCGGCGCAAUUUUCGAAGACCCUAUCCAUGUCGUCGUCUACAUCAUUUUCAUGCUGGGGUCGUGUGCCUUCUUUUCAAAGACGUGGAUUGAUGUUUCUGGAUCCUCUGCCAAGGAUGUAGCAAAACAGCUGAAAGAACAGCAGAUGGUGAUGAGAGGACACAGAGAAACAUCGAUGGUCCAUGAACUUAACAGGUAUAUCCCUACUGCAGCAGCCUUUGGAGGUCUGUGCAUUGGAGCUCUGUCGGUCUUAGCCGACUUCUUGGGAGCCAUAGGGUCAGGCACUGGGAUUUUGCUUGCCGUUACGAUCAUAUACCAAUAUUUUGAAAUCUUCGUCAAAGAGCAAGCAGAGGUUGGCGGGAUGGGGGCUUUGUUUUUCUAACUGCCCUGUAGACGAAGCGCUGCCUUAUUUAAGUGCUAAAGGAGAUCUAUUUUUCUGUUGUACAUCAGUCAUGUCUAGAGGAAUACCGUAUUUUUGCUUAUCCAUGUUGACAGCGUGGAAUAACCCCCACUUUUGAAAUGGGACUUGAACUCUGCCUGCACGCAGCAUUUAGUGCCAGCUGCCUUAAAAUGUUUACAGUUCCUUGUAAAGUAUCAGGUGUUACAUGUAAUGCUGAGACCCAAUGUAUGCACAUGCACACAGUAUGUACCUGUUUUGAACACUACAGAAUUGCAAUGAAAUGUAAUUUAAGCCAUUUUCAUAUUGUUAAGUGCUUUGAUGGCACGUGUAGAAAAUUAGGAAUGUUUCCUAUUUUAUGCAUCUUUUUACCAAUUUUAAAAGCUGUAAAUGCAGGAAUCAUGGCAAGCAGUAUUGUUUUCACAAAGAAUGUGAGGAAUGUGUAUUCUGAGAUAGUCUUGGACCCAUUGUAUUGUGUUGCAGUAAUGUAAUGGGUCUAAUCUCCUAUUUCUUUGAACCUUGAAGAGGGAUGUGGAGUUUCAGUGACAUGCUGUUCAGUAAUUAUGGAAUUAUGGAGUCCAGUCUUCAAUUCAACUGGUAAAUCAGGUAUGCAGGAUCAAAAUGGAGGGUAUUAAAUUAUUCGAUGUUGGUACAGUCUCGUUUAAAAAAAAAAACAUAAAAUAAACUUUUCAUUAUUAAAAUACA
Molecule: messenger RNA, 2320 nt
Organism: Lepisosteus oculatus (spotted gar)
Lineage: Eukaryota; Metazoa; Chordata; Actinopteri; Semionotiformes; Lepisosteidae
Product: SEC61 translocon subunit alpha 2
Biological process (GO): post-translational protein targeting to membrane, translocation; SRP-dependent cotranslational protein targeting to membrane, translocation
Cellular component (GO): Sec61 translocon complex; membrane
Molecular function (GO): transmembrane protein transporter activity; signal sequence receptor activity; ribosome binding
Source: RefSeq, a predicted model, not a curated record